Molecule: messenger RNA, 1192 nt
Organism: Alexandromys fortis (reed vole)
Lineage: Eukaryota; Metazoa; Chordata; Mammalia; Rodentia; Cricetidae
Product: MARCKS-related protein-like
Exons: 2
Coding region: 86-463 (125 amino acids)
Biological process (GO): actin filament organization; central nervous system development
Cellular component (GO): cytoplasm; plasma membrane
Molecular function (GO): calmodulin binding; actin filament binding
Source: RefSeq, a predicted model, not a curated record
CUCCGCCCGCCCGGCCGUCCCAGCCGAACUAUCCUCUGCGGCGCCAGCGCGGGGCGGCUCCGGGCGCCCCCAACAGACCCCCAUCAUGGGCAGCCAGAGCUCCAAGGCUCCCCGGGGCGACGUGACCGCCGAGGAGGCAGCGGGCGCUUCCCCCGCGAAGGCCAACGGACAGGAGAAUGGCCAUGUGAAAAGCAAUGGAGACUUAACCCCCAAGGGUGAAGGGGAGUCACCACCCGUGAACGGAACAGAUGAGGCAGCUGGGGCUACUGGCGACGCCAUCGAGCCAGCGCCCCCUAGCCAGGAAGCUGAGGCCAAGGGGGAGGUCGCCCCCAAGGAGAAGGCUAGUGCAGCCUCCAAGGGAGGAGACACGGAAGAGGAGGCAGGGCCCCAGGCUGCAGAGCCAUCCACUCCCUCGGGGCCCGAGAGUGGCCCUGCAUCAGCCAGCGCUGAGCAGAAUGAGUAGCUGGGUGGGGGCAGGUGGGUGAUCUCCUAAGCUGCAAAAACUGUGCUGUCCUUGUGAGGUCACUGCCUGGACCCGGUGCCCUGGCUGCCAUCCUGUGCCCAGAAAGGAAGGGGCUUGUUGUCCCCUUCCAGCCACGUUCCCUCCCUCCUGUGGAUUCUCCCAUCAGCCAUCUGGUCUUACUCUUAAGGCCAGUUGAAGAUGGCCCCUUACGGUUUCCCCAGUUAGGUUAGUGAUGUGAAAUGCUCCUGUCCCUGCCUCCUUCCUACCCAGGCCCCAUCCCUGCAGAAGGCAAUUGCUGGCUUUUCUCCCCAAUUCUUUUCCAAGACGUUUUGUUUAUUCUACUUCCGAAGCCCCUGAGCCAGAAGUGGGGGCUUAUACACUCCCAAACCCUGAGUGUCCAGCCUUUUCCCUGUUGAGUUUUUAGUCUCUUGUGCUGUGCCUAGUGGCACCUGGGCUGGGGGAGGACAUUGCCCCUGUCUGGGUUUUAUAACUGUCUUACUCAAGUUCAAACCUCCAGCUUGUGAAUCCACCACCUGACUUGAUAGGCAAGUAUUAGGCUUUGGGGCGGGAGGAGGUCUGUGAUGUGAAACAACUUUUUGUUGUCUUUUCCCCUACCAUUGUUGUAAAUAACUUUUAAUGGCCAAACCCCAGAUUUGUACUUUUUUUUUUUCUAACUGCUAAAACCAUUCUCUUCCACCUGGAUUUACUGUAACAUUUGGAAAAAGAAUA